AUGACCCAAAACCACAGGCGCUCGGAUGAGAUGUCGGACACUGAGAACCAACUCAUAUUCAGUUUGUUGGGGACGGGAUGUAUAUCCCUGCCCACCGCAUUGGUCGACCUGUACGAAGGCGCUGAGGACAGGGAGCAGCCCGGGCACAAGAUUGUCAGUCAACAGCAGGUGCUGCCCGACAUACAACACCAACAGUUUUCGUCCACAUUUCAGAUAUACCGGGAACUGGCGAUCAAUCGUCUGGUGGGCCUGUCGUUUGUGUCGCAGUCCGAGGCCCAGGCGUUGGCCGAUAGCAUGCGACAGGCGCUCGCGCCUCCACCCAAACCUCCCAGACUCGCGUCAACGCAAACAGAGAGUCCACACUCGGCUCGUAGGCUAUCGUUCACACCUCCCGGUACACCUCAACAACGCUCUGGUAGUCCAGGCCCUUCCAGUAGGCUAUCGGCUACCCCUCCCAGUGGUCCCGCGCGACGUCCGGGCACUCACUCAGCCUCUACAAGUCCGACGAGUAGGCGUCCACUUGGAGUGAGUGUUGGCACUCAGACCGGUCCCUACCGGCAGAGGUACACAGACACAGGCCUUUCCACCCACUCGUACGUCCAGAGAGGUACUCAGACCCCGGCCCUCACGAGGUCUUUUGGUACACAAACAGAUCCCAUCCCACCCCCGGCCUACAAUGAAUUGAUCAGAAGUCCAGUUCCCACCACUAUUUCCAGAGUCAGGGCUCAGGAACUCCUGGUUUCUCAAUACCCGGGCAAUGAGGACAUUGAGAGCAGUGGGAGGCUGACUCGAAGACCACACGAAGACAUCCAAAGGGUUUUCGGCGAAACAAUGACUGCAUUGAAGCGAAUCCACAAAGACUUACAGGAAUUGCGCAGAAAUCCUGUGCCGGGCUGUGCGGCCGCACCGGUACCCCCGGGCACCGACAUGUUUCACUGGGAGGCCACCAUUGAGGGCCCGCCCGACACGCCCUACGCGGGCGGCCUAUUUCGACUGUCCAUUGAGUUUCCGCAGGACUUUCCGUUCAGUGCGCCCAGGAUUUGGAUGAAGACCCGUAUAUAUCACCCCAACAUACAGCCCACGGGUACCAUAUGUCUGGACACCAUAACCAGCCACUGGAGUUCAGCCCUAAACAUUGGACAGGUGUUGUUGUCCAUACAGCAGCUGAUGGCCGACCCCUUCCUGGAAAACCCCUUUUGGACAGAAGCCGCCGGAGUUUAUAUGAGAGACCGACAGAAGUUCAACAAAACGGCCAAACAGUGGACACAGAAAUACGCGAAACCACCCGUCCCUUAA
Molecule: messenger RNA, 1296 nt
Organism: Oppiella nova
Lineage: Eukaryota; Metazoa; Arthropoda; Arachnida; Sarcoptiformes; Oppiidae
Source: the annotation of a GenBank genome assembly